This is a messenger RNA of Paramuricea clavata, 4952 nucleotides long. Lineage: Eukaryota; Metazoa; Cnidaria; Anthozoa; Malacalcyonacea; Plexauridae. The record is from the annotation of a GenBank genome assembly.
AAUUUGAAAGGAGAGGUGCAAACUCUUCAAAAAUCUUUAGAUAUCCUAACUAAGGCAUCUGCUGAAAGUAUCCUUCAUUGUCUCCUCAAUUUUAUGGCCUCCCCAUUCACUGAGUUGAAAAAAAUAUGAAGCCUUAGAGAUGACUGAGGAGUUACAGAAUACAGCCCACGACCGUAACCACCCUAAGGAGCGUUAUUACAGAGUUGAUUACCAGACUCUAAGAGAGAAAAUAGAGGUCCCAUCUGUUCAAUUUCAUGCCCUUUUACUGCGUUUAUUGGGAGAUAAAGAUCAAGAACAGGUCUUGGAGAUUGUUUAAUAAUAAUUUAAUAAUUUAAUUUAUUUAAAAACUGAUUUUGUAACCAAUAGGUUAAAUUACAUCAGAAAUGUACAAAAUUUGUAUCUACUGUUAAAAAAAAGUAUCAAGUUAUCGUUAUAUUACAUUAUUAAGAAUAUUAAGAGUUCAAAAGUAGCAAAAUCAACAGGCCUAUACUUCUACUCGGUUAUUUACUGUUUUCUUUGGAAAAAAAAUUGAGGAAAAUACUUGCAUCUUGGUCGCAUAUCGUAGGCUGUUGUUGCUUUAUGCUGCAAGAGUUCGCUUAGUUUAUCGUUAUUCUCAUUCUUUUUAAAAAACUGUUCAUAUAAUGUUUCUCUCCUUGCUUUUAGUAAAGGGAUACCAGUAAAAUUCCGGACUUCUCUGUAACUCAUUAAUGGCGACGAGAUUCGCAAAGCACACCGCUGAAUCUUUUCAAUGUCUUCGCUCAAAUACUCUUGGAUGUUAUAAUGCCAGACUUGGCAGGUAUGGCAUCAUAUCACCGCCAAUAUUCAUGUAUAUCAUGCUUUCGACAUUGAAGUAAAAUAGGACAUUCAGCACCUACGUGCUUUCGACAUUGAAGAUAAAUCUGACAUUGAACAUGCAGAACAUUCAACAUAUUUUCGACAUUGAUGUUAAAUAAGACAUUCAGCACCUACGUGCUUUCGACAUUGAAGUUAAAUAGGACAUUGAACAUGCAGAACAUUCAACAUAUUUUCGACAUUGAAGUUAAAUAAGACAUUCAGCACCUACGUGCUUUCGACAUUGAAGUUAAAUAAGACAUUGAACACCCAUGUGGUUUUGACAUUGAAGUUAAACCGGACAUUGAACAUGCCGCGAAUUUAGCACCCAUCGCAACUUCAACGUUCAAAAUAUGUUGAAAAAAAAUCAUCACAUGUUGAAUAUUGGCGGAGUUAAACGAUAGCGUCAAAUCUCCGCCAAUAUUAAUUAAGCUAACACAAGACAACCCCCCUGCCAAAUUCAUUCGUGUCCAGACCUCCAAUGCCGUCUCCUCAGUGAAAGACAAAUAUGGCGUCAUGGCUGGAUCAUCGGAAGGGAAUACAGUAGGACCGAUCGAAACUGCUGAUCUAGUUACUGCCUUAAACACUGUUGAAGACCUAAUAUACAGGUUAGAUUCUUUAAAUGACCCGGAUUGUUUUGAGGGCAUAACUUUAAGGCUUGACGUACUUAAGAGAUAUUUUGUCAAUGUUGGUAUUGAUGACAGGACAUUUGAGUUGGUUGACACGGCCUACCAGGCAUUACAUCAAUGCGAGCAACGUUUUAAUGCCUCCAGGAAUAGCACGGGUCCGAGAAAAAUAUAUACUGGCAGGCGUGGAAAACCUUCGUUUGAUAUAAACGAAGAGCAAGUAAACUUUUUGUUGGAGCAGGGUUUUAAUGUGAAUGAAAUGAGCAACAUGUUGGGGGUUGGCAAAAGAACAUUGGAACGUAGGAUGCAAUCAUUUGGCUUAAGUGUUACUGGUAAGUUAUGUAUAUUUUAUGGAUAGAAACCAUUUUCCACAAAAUAUUGUCUAUUCGUCCAGUUCUGUAGAUUAAUAAAUAAAAUAAUAAAAUUGGAUCUACCUGUAUAUUAUUGAAAAUUCUCCACUCUGAUUGGUUUCGCUUUAGCCUUGGGUGAUUGUAACAUGAUAAUCGAUAUUUCCCAAGGGGGGAGGGGGUUGUUGGGAUUUUGAAUGCUGUACAGUGACAUAGGCAGUUUUUCAUUGAAAAGAUGGAUGACGUGUAGCCAGGAUUAAACACACUGUAUUCAAAAGGAAGAACCCUCUCUGACUAAAAUGUUAUUUCUUACAAGCUUUAGGCUAUCAACAGGUACGUUGAUAGCGGAUGGCUUGUAAGAAAUAACAUUUUAGUCAGAGACAAAGAGCCUUUUUCCUUUUGAAGUUUUUCAUUGGUUUUUCAUUGUUUCAAAGUUAUGCUGUACUUGUAGAAAUUUGCUCGGCUAACUUCAAGACGUUACUCAUUCACACAUUAUAUUACUGAUUAUGCUAGAAAUAGUUUCCACUAAAACUGCGCCCAUGAUUAUGGUGUACUGCAACCUCAUUCCCAGGGGUUUGUUGGGUGUACUGUUAUUAUAAAUGAUGUUAUGAUUUUCACUGUUAGUAUUACUGUCGAAGCAAUGGAAGUGUUGAUAAAAUAUUGCACCAAUUCCUUUCCUUAAGUUGAUCAAUUCAUUUGAUAGAAAAUUGAUCAACUUCCUGUUACGUUUGGAUGAGCCAAUUAGAUUUCGUUUCAGAGCCGAUUGACCAAUAGGAAACGCACAGGAAGUAAAAAGGAAUUUGAAUUCCUAUGAAUUGAUCAACUCGAGGAAAUGAAUUCAUGCAAUAUUUUAUCAACACUUCCAUUGCAUCGACUGUAAAUAUAUUAAUUUGCUUGACCUUUUCUAAUCACCUUGUUGACAUAGAAGUGUCAAUUUAAAGGAAUACACUUGCUUAGAUGCUAAAGCCACCAAUGUGCUAAAUUAAGUACCGGUACAUAAUAUUAUAUCACAAUUAUAUGUGGAAAAUGGCACACAACACAACUAUGUCACUGUACAUCACUGAUCAGUGAUGAUGUACACAGACUAUCCAUUUUAAUAUUUUGUUAUAAUUUAAUGCAUUGUUUCCCUAGUUUUUAAAAUAUUUUACACACAAAUUAUUGUUAUAAUUUUCACUAAUUAAUUUAUGUUUUUUCCAUAAUUUAUAUAUUUUUUCCCAUUGAAUUUUACAGCUACUUAUAGCAUCAUUAGUAAUGAGCAGCUUGAUUUACUUGUAAGGGAAGCACAGAAUAGGAAUCCUAACAUUGGCAUUCGCUUGACAAAGGGCUUUCUUAUGGGCAAAGGACAUCGGGUGCAACAUUACAGGAUAAGGGAUUCAUUAAUAAGGACUGAUCCCGUUGGUAUGAUGGACCGUUGGGCCAAAGCUGUGAGGAGGAGAAAAUAUAAAGUUCACAGCCCCCUAAGUUUGUGGCAUAUUGAUGGGAACCAUAAACUGAUAAGGUAUUUUUGCAUAUGAAAAUUAAUUACAUCCAAAUACAAUUGAUACAGAACAAAAAUAAUUUGGGAAAAUAAUUCAAAUUAUGUCAACAGACUUUGGCUACAGUAGAUAUUUAAAUUAUCAGUGUAUUUAGCACUAAAAUUCUUGUACUAUAGGGUUAAUUGUUAUCAGGUGUAACCAAAGUCAGAUUAUACACAUGGCAGCAAUAUAGGUCUAUAGUUAUGCAGUCAGCAAAAUUUAUAAUAUUAUUGAUUUUGGUUUUAUUAUCAUACUGUAUAUGAUUGUAAGAUACAGUAAUUCCUUUGUUGAAGGAUUACUAACUUCAGUGUUGUUUAGGUGGAGGAUUGUUAUUCAUGGGGGAAUUGACGGUUUCUCGCGGAUACCAGUGUACGUCCUUGCAUCAAACAACAACAAGGCUGAGACUGUGGCAAAUGCAUUCACAAAUGCUGUAGAUACAUAUGGCCUGCCAUCACGUGUUAGAUCUGACAAGGGUGGUGAGAACGUCCAGGUUGCUUGGUUCAUGUUGAAUCACCCACAACGUGGGCCUGGAAGAGGAAGUAUGAUAACAGGUUUGUGGCAGGUAAAUAUAUACUGUAUUUACACAGACUUAUCCUUUUUGUCAAUAGUUUGUGUGAUAGUAAAUCUGUGACUGGUUUGAAUUAACUAAUACUGUCAUUGGUUGAUGAUAGUGCAGUAUAAGACAAUUUUAAUCUGUGCUUUUGUUGCUAUGAUAUAUUUAGGAAGACAAUGUUAAUGAAUUCAUAGAUUCUGUUGCCGGGCAAGCUGAAAAGAGCUUGUCCGUUGCUCAGUUGGUGGAGCCUUGGACUAGCAUACCAAAGGUCGCAGGUUCGAAUCCCACCGUGGUCAAGUUGUUUUUCAGCUUGCCUGGUGUGGAAUCUACACUCAGAGUAGCAGAAAAGAAAUUAAAGCAGAUUAAAGCAACACAGAUACAUUGGGAAAAAAAUAAUUUGAAAAUUUUUAAGUAUUUCAAAAACCUUUCCUGUAUACUAGGUAAAAGUAUUCAUAACCAAAGAAUUGAGAGGCUUUGGCGUGAUAUAUUCCAAGGAUGCACUGGUGUCUUCUAUGAUCUAUUCUGCGAGAUGGAGGGGCUUGGUUUGCUGGAUCCGAACAACGACACACACUUGUGGUGCCUUCAUUCAAUCUUUCUCCCAUUGAUUAACAACCAUUUGACAUCCUGGAAAGAUGCCUGGAUUCGGCACCCACUUAGUUCGGAGAAGAAUAAGACCCCUUUGCAACUAUGGAUACAAGGCCUGAAUGCCAUAUCAAUGACAAAUUCCACAGUGGCACGCGAAGUCUUUCAGGUUGGGGUCAACAACCUUUUAUGUUUCCCAACCAUGCAUGUCAAUUAUGUAUUAAUGAUUUCUUCAUUACUCCAUUAGGAAGGUGAAGACUAUCAGAAUUAUGGAGUCGACUGGGAAGAAGCAGUUGGAGAAAUAGAACCCGAUAUGGUGGAAGUUCCCGAAACUAACUCUGGGUUGAAUGAAGAGCAAGCUGAUGAAAUUAGGAGCCAAAUCCCAGCCAACGUAACAAUUAAUAAUGCUUUUGAUGUUUAUUAUGAUAUUCUGAACAGAUCAUUAACAAUGCUAGGUUGGCGAAAUGGCUAUAUGGCAAAAAGUGUAAAUGAUACUUAA